Messenger RNA from Amphibalanus amphitrite, 2013 nucleotides. Its product is annotated as trypsin-1-like. The record is from RefSeq and is a predicted model, not a curated record. Bases 140 to 1375 code for a protein of 411 amino acids. Gene Ontology annotation, molecular function: serine-type endopeptidase activity. Lineage: Eukaryota; Metazoa; Arthropoda; Thecostraca; Balanomorpha; Balanidae. Gene Ontology annotation, biological process: proteolysis. The transcript is spliced from 7 exons.
UCCGCGAGGGGCCUGCCGGCCGCAGGACCGACCUGACCCGCUCCACUCCGGGAUCAUUGACACGAGCCUCUGCGGCACGACGGCCAUCGAUAGCCGAUGGAACGCAGUCGAUCAACAGAUUAGACUUGGUAAGCAGCUUAUGCUGCAGCCGGUCGUCAUCACAGCGGAGGCAAACCGGUGGGACGGGCCGCCUCCCCGGCCGGCCGGGCUGCUGAUCGGACGGACGGGCGCCACUCGCGGCCCGAGCUCAGAGGUUGAGGUGUCGCGCACUGCCGUCCCCCUGCCGCCGUCACGUGCCAUGUGGUCACCGAGGGAGGUGCGAGCCGGCCCGCCGCCGCUGGUGCUGCUCCUUCUGCUGCAGUCGGCGACUCUGUGCACCUGCCAGCGGUACCGGCCGCUGGUGCCUCCCAGCGUGUCUCUGGGGCUCGGCUCGGCCUCCGGACCCGUCCCCGCACAGGGGCUGGGCGCGGCGCCGGGUCCCGUCACUGCCCCGUUCUCAGAGACGGUGGAGCGCGGCACGGAGUCGGCCAAAAUCCAGACCAACGACCCGCUCUGCGGCCUGGAGCCGCGGCGGAAGCGACAGGCGGGGCCGCCGGGAGGAGAGCCCAGCCCGCAGCCUCCGCUCCGGAUCGUCGGAGGACUCACCGCCGAAGUCGGACGCUUCCCCUGGCUGGUGGGUGUCACCAAUUUCUUCAGCACGGUGCCGUUCUGCGGCGGUGCCAUCAUCAACGAGCGCUUCGUCGUCACGGCCGCCCACUGCCUGCGAGGCCGGUCUCCAAUUACGCUGGCCGUGCUCGUCAACAAACAUCUGAGGAAGGAGGACGAGCGACAGAUCAAGUUCGGCAUCGAGAAGAUCAUCCGACACCCCGAGUAUAGCCGAGAGACGCUCACCGACGACCUGGCCCUCCUCAAGCUGAAGGACAGGAAAGGCCAGCUGCACGAGCUGCUGGCGAGCGGCACCGUCCGGCCCAUCUGUCUGCCUGAGGAGCCGUGCGAGGGUACCGGCCGGCCGGCCUGCCUGCUGGAGCGAGCCGUCACCAUCGCCGGCUGGGGCUCGCUGGCCGAGGAGGGCGCCAAGCCCACCGCCCUGCAGUUCGCCACCGUGGAGGUGCUGCCCAACGUGGUCUGCCGCGACGCCUACCGCCGGAUCAACAUCACCGUCAACGACCACAUGCUGUGCGCGGGUCAGCGCGACGGCGGCAGGGACACCUGCCAGGGCGAUAGCGGCGGUCCGAUGAUGCUGGAGAUCGACGGCAAGAUCACCCUGGGAGGCAUCGUCAGCUUCGGCAAGGGCUGCGCGUCACCCGACUACCCCGGGGUCUACGUUCGAGUCUCAGAAUUCACCGAAUGGAUCAUCAACAACAGCCGCGUCUGAAGUCGUCAGCCCCGAGAGAGCCGGACAAAUGAGGAUGUCUGUUCGGCUCGGCAUACGACGGAAGCCCCAACGCGUACUUUAUGCAUCUACGACUACGACCGAUCAUUCGCAUUCCAUAUAAUAUUGGAUCUGACCCAGAAGACCAUGAACGCUCGCGUUUUUGCGAUCGAUAUCGAAAUAAAUGUAAAACUGAAACGACUCCCGAAAAAAAACGACACGAACCGCCUAUGACGGCUACCGACAAACAAUUCCCCGAACAUAUGUGGAGUAGGUAGAAAUAACAGCAAACGUGUCCUACAGCAAAUACUAUCGUCAGUUCGUACACAGAUUUCACAGUGCCGAACGGGAGACCACUAUCAACCCACCUGAAGUUGGUGCAAUAGGUUGCUCGACUUUCAGACGCAUUGCUUCUUGCAGUUCCUCGAUGGGAGAGCGACUGGACGCUGAACAGGACCGGAGCCAGCGGAACACCAACGUGUGCUCCCGGUGAGCCGACGACACCGAGCCCACCACCGCUGACCGACCUCGCGACGGCGCGUGGAUUUACUAUGGCACCGGCCGGUCUCCGUGCUAACCGAUGACGUCACCGAUCUGACGUCAUGGCGUGGCUCCGGCCGGAGUUGCACCACCUGACGGAC